Messenger RNA from Anopheles merus, 13171 nucleotides. Its product is annotated as fat-like cadherin-related tumor suppressor homolog. The record is from RefSeq and is a predicted model, not a curated record. NCBI's taxonomy places the organism in Eukaryota, Metazoa, Arthropoda, Insecta, Diptera, Culicidae. Gene Ontology annotation, molecular function: calcium ion binding. Gene Ontology annotation, biological process: homophilic cell-cell adhesion. Gene Ontology annotation, cellular component: plasma membrane.
CAAUGGGAACGUGCUGCUGGCGAAGUAUCUGGACUGGGAGCGGCAGCGCGAGUACAACAUCACGAUCAGCAUCUCGGACGGGGUGCACAUGGUGUACACGCAGCUGUACGUGUCGGUGAUCGACAUUAACGACCACCGGCCCGAGUUCACCGAGUCGGUGUACCGGGUGGACAUUUCGGAGAACAUCGAGGAGGGCAUGGAGGUGCUGCAGCUGCACGCGACGGACGAGGACGAGGACAAGAAGCUGUUCUACAGCUUGCACGCGGCGAGGGAUCCGGUAUCGCUGAAGCUGUUCCGGGUGGACUCCGUCACCGGGAGCAUCGUGAUGGCGCACCGGCUCGAUCGGGAAACGCUCGCCGAGCACGUGCUGAUAGUGAUUGUGAAGGAUCAGGGCACGCCGGCGAAGCGCAACUACGCCACCGUCAUCAUUACCGUGCACGAUCACAACGACCACGCGCCCGAGUUCACGACGAAGAUCGUGCAGGGGAAGGUGUACGAGACGGCAGCGGUCGGGACGCAGGUGGUGCAGGUGUACGCGAUCGAUCGGGACGUGGGCGACAAUGCGCAGAUCGCGUACACGAUCGUGAGCGGCAACAUUGGCAACGUGUUCGGCAUCGAUCCGAGCAUGGGCGUGAUCAGUGUGGCGAAGCAGCUCGACAUCAGCACGCUGUCCGAGUACAUGCUGCAGGUGAAGGCGACCGACGGUGGGAAGCCGCCGCUUUCCUCCCAGAUCCCGGUGCACAUCAUGAUCGGCAUGGCGGACAACGCGCCGCCCCGCUUCAUCUCGGACGAUCCGGCGGCGGAAAUCUACGAAAACCAACCGAUCGGCACGUUCGUCAUCCACCUGGAGGCACGCAGCACCUCGUCGCUGCUGUUCCAGAUCAUCGGCGGCAACGUGGGCGACAUGUUCUUCAUCAACCCGUCGACCGGCGUCAUCACGACGAAGGACCAGCUCGACUACGAGCACAACAAGUUCUACAAUUUGACGGUGCGCGCCACGAACAUGGCAUCGGCGUCGGCCACCUGCUCGGUCACCAUUAACGUGCUGGACCGCAACGACAACGUGCCGUACUUCGAGCAGCAGGUGUACUGGGGCGAGGUGUCGGAGGCGGCCCCGAUCGGGUCGCUCGUGCUGACGCUGUCGGAGGCACUGGCGCCGAACGGCAGUGCGAUAACGGGCAACCAUAAUCAUCUCGUGAACGCUUCGCUGCCGCUCGUGAUCCGGGCGCGGGACGACGAUUCCGGCCUGAAUGCGCUGCUCCACUACGACAUCCUGGAUAUGCUGCCGCGCAGGUACUUCCACAUCGACUCGAGCACCGGCGCGAUCAAGACGAUCAUGUUCCUGGACCACGAAAAGAUCCCGUUCUUCAGCUUUCACGUCAAGGUAACUGAUCUCGGUAAGCCACGGCUGACGUCGGAACUGACCGCGGAAGUGCGCAUCAACAUCACGGACGUGAACGACUGUGCGCCCACGUUCAGCCAGAGCGAGUACAACGUGACGCUGCUGCUGCCGACCUACGCCAACGUGGCCGUGCUGCAAGUGAACGCGACCGACGAGGACAGCUCGGAAAACUCCACCCUCCGGUACGACAUCAUCGAGGGCAACCGGGACGGUGUGUUCGCCAUCGAUGCCACCACCGGCAUCAUCACGACGCGGGACGUCGAAAGCAUCGGCCCCGCCUACCGUCUCGCGGUGCGCGUCUCGGACGGCAAGUUCGCGAAGGUGGCGCAGGUGCACGUGAACGUCGAGACGUCCGAAAACUCGGGCCUCAUCUUCCAGCGCCCGACGUACGAGGGUUCGAUCAUGGAGAACAGCACGAAGAUCAGCACCGUCGCGGUGGUGAACGUGCUCGGCUCGACGCUGAACGAGCACAUCGAGUUUGCCAUCCUCAACCCGACCGACAUGUUCCAGAUCGGGCUAACGUCCGGCGCGAUCCAGACGACGGGCCGCAAGUUCGAUCGGGAGGUGCGCGACAACUACGAGCUCAUCGUGGAGGCCCGCUCCCAGCAGCCGGACCGGGAGAAGCCGCGCGUCGCCCACGUCAUCGUGAACGUGACGAUACUGGACAUCAACGACAACUGUCCGAUGUUUGUGAACCUGCCGUACUACGCGGUCGUGUCGGUGGACGAUCCGCGCGGCUCCGUCAUCACCAAGGUGCACGCGCUCGACCUGGACAGCUUCGAGAACGGGGAGGUGCGGUACGAGAUGAAGCGCGGCCACGGCGAGCUGUUCAAGGUGGACCGCAAGACGGGCGAGGUGACGCUGAAGCAGACGCUCGAGGGCCACAACCGCGACUACGAGCUGCUGAUAUCGGCGUACGACGGCGGCAUCACACCCUGCUCGACGGACGUUACCGUACACGUGAAGGUGAUAGAUAAAUCGAUGCCGGUGUUCAGCAAGCAGUUCUACUCGGACACGGUUGCGGAAAACAUCGAGCUGCAUUCGCCACUGUCGGUUGCCAUCCAGGCGGAGAGCCCGCUCGGCCGGAAGCUGAUCUACAGCAUCGUGAAGGGCAACGAGAUGGAGGAGUUUGCCGUCGAUUUCAACACGGCUCCGGACAGUACCAACGGGCCAUGUGCCAUCUACGUCGUGGACGAGCUGGACUACGAGCGGCGGCAGACUUAUGAACUUUUAAUUAGAGCCACGGACAGCGUGUCGGGCGUGUCGGCCGAGGUGCCCGUGUCGGUGCUGGUGCAGGACGUGAACGACUGCCCGCCGGAAAUCGAGCAGGACAGCUACAACAUCACCGUGUCCGAGCGGGCCCCCUUCGGUACGGCCAUCCUGAAGGUGCAGGCAAAGGAUAACGACACCGGUAUCAACCAGGUAAUCAACUACGCACUGCAGACGGAUUCCAAGAACACCUCCGAACACUUCCACAUGGACCCGGCGGACGGGGUGAUCUAUCUGAAGAAAUCGCUCGACCACGAAACGCUCAGCCACCAUCACUUUACCGUCGUUGCGUCGGACAAGGGCGUACCGAGCCUGAGCUCCACUGCCCACGUCUGGGUGUCAGUUAUGGACAUGAACGAUAACCCGCCCAAGUUCGAGCAGCCGUCGUACUCAUGCGUCCUGUCCGAGCACGCAUCCCGCGGCCAGUUCGUGACGGUCGUGUCGGCCUCCGAUCCGGAUUACAUCGAUCACGAUCGGCUGGUGUACACGAUUGCCCAGGGCAACGAGCUGCAGACGUACGGGAUCGAUCCGGUGAGCGGCAUCAUCACGCUGGUCAACAUGCAGAACUUUGCCGAGAAGCAUGUGUCCAUCCUGAACGUCUCGGUAACGGACGGCGUGUACACGAGCUUUACGCGCGUCAAAAUCACCAUCCUGCCGGCCAACCUGCACAAUCCCGUGUUCGAGCACAUGUUCUACGAUGCGAAGGUGGACGAGAACCAGCUGGCCGGGCGGCUCGUAACAACGGUCAAGGCAACGGAUAAGGACUUUGGCGAGUACGGCCGGCUAGCGUACUCCAUCAUCUCCGACGACAUGCAGGAGUACUUCUCGAUCGAUAAGGAGAAGGGCGAAAUCGUGACGAAGAAAAAGCUCGACCGGGAGGAGCGCAUGCAGUACGACAUCCCGGUGAUGGCGGUGGACGCGGGCGGCCGGGCCGGGUUCAGCACGGUGCGGCUGCGCGUCGGCGACGAGAACGACAAUCAGCCGGUGUUCCAGUACCGGGAGUACAAAACGCUCAUCCAGGGCAACCUGACGGUGAACACGACGUUCUACCGGGUGCGGGCGGUCGAUGCGGACGACAACCAGAAUGCGGUGGUGAAGUACUCGAUCUUUGACUCGCAGAACAGCGGCAUCCGGGAGCUGUUCGGGGUGGACGAGAAUACGGGCGGCCUGUACCUGCAGAAGAGUGCGGUUCAGUGGGAGAACCAACUGUUCCAGUUCUUUAUCCGUGCGCAUGACGGCGGCACGCCCUCGCUCUACUCGGACGUCCCGAUCGACAUCUACAUCAUGAGUUCGGCCGAAAACCCGCCCCUGUUCGAGAAGAAGGACCGCAAACUGUUCCUGUCGGAAAGCUCGCUGCCGGGCACGGUCAUCACGCGGCUGAAGCUGUCCGGCAACGUUACCGCCCGGUACCGCAUCCUGUCGGACGAGCUGGAAGAGCCACAGUUCUCGAUCAACGAUGCGGGGCAGCUGCGGCUGGCGAAGACGCUCGACCGCGAGGUGCGCGAUGCGCACCUGAUCGCGAUCCUGGCCGAGACGGACUCGAGCCCACCGCUCACGGCCGUCACCGAGAUCGUGCUGCACGUGCAGGACGAGAACGACAACACGCCGAUCUUCGAAAGCAACCCGUACUCGUUCGCGCUCGCGGAAAACAUUGAAAAGGGCAGCUCGAUCAUGAAGCUGACGGCGCGCGACGCGGACAGUGGCUCGAACGGGGACAUCCGCUAUGCGCUCUCGCCCGACGUCGGCGACAUUGUGAACAUCUUCGACGUGGACGCGUACACCGGCUGGAUCACGACGCUGGUGGCGCUGGACAAGGAGAAGCGCGAGGACUACAAGUUCCAGGUGCUGGCGACGGACAACGGGCAGCCGAAGCACACGACCCGCUCGACCGUGAUCGUGCGGCUGAAGGAUUACAACGACUGUCCGCCGGUGUUUCGCGAGGGGCAGUACAAGGCGAGCGUCAGCGAGGACGCCCUGCCCGGGACGGUGGUGCUGCAGAUCGCCACCACCGACAAGGACGUCGAGCUGCGGACGGCGGUCGAGUACUACAUCAUCGCGGGCGAUUCGCUGUCCCAGUUUCAGAUCAAAAACAGUGGCGAGGUGUUCGUGGUGAAGGCGCUCGACCGGGAGAGCAUCGCCGAGUACGAGCUGAAGGUGAUCGUGACCGAUGGCAAGUACACGGCGACGGCAAACAUCUCGAUCACGGUGCUGGAUGCGAACGACAAUCCACCGUACUGUUUGAAGUAUCGCUAUCGCGAACAGCUGAGCGAAGGGGCCCGCCCCGGCACGCACGUACUGCAGGUGCUUGCCAACGAUAUGGACGAGCCGGCGAACAGUCGGCUACGGUUCUAUCUCACCGGCAACGGCGCGGAAGACUUCAAUCUGGACAAGGACACGGGACACCUCAAGACGGCACGCAAGCUGGACCGCGAAACUCAGUCCCGCUACAGCCUGAUGGCGCACGUGCAGGACCGCGACCAUCCGGGCUGGGAGUGCUCGUCGCAGAUCGAGCUAGCGCUUACCGACCUGAACGACAAUGCGCCCGAAUUCUCGAUGAACCCGUACAGCGUGACGCUGCCGGAGGACGCGGAGGUCGGCACGCUGGUGACGAAGAUCCACGCGACGGACGCCGACAUCGGCAUCAACCGCAAGAUCAAGUACGCGUUCCUCGACUCGUACCGGGACCACUUCCGCAUCGCGCCCGAGUCGGGCAUCGUGACGCUCGCCAAACCGCUCGACCGCGAGCAGAAGGCCCUGUACAACCUGUCCGUCAGUGCGACCGAUCUGGGCCACCCGGCGCUCUCGAACGCGGCCACACUCGUCGUCAACGUGCAGGACAUUAACGACAAUCCGCCCGAGUUCACGUCGAAGCACUACUUUGCGUCGGUGCCGGAGAUCAAUGCGAUCGGGUCGGAGAUUUUGAAGGUGCUGGCCACGUCCAAGGACACCGGCAUCAAUGCAGAGAUUACGUACUCCAUCAUUGGGGGUAAUGAGCAUCGGAAGUUUGGCAUCCACAACCGGACGGGCGUCCUGUCGCUCGCCGACACGCUCGACUACGAGCGGGCGAAGGACUACUUCCUGACGAUACAGGCGGUGGAUGGGGGCACGCCGCCGCUCAGCAAUCUCGCCACGGUCAACAUCUCCGUCACGGACAGCAACGACAACCAUCCGCAGUUCACGCAGAACUCGUACAGCGCCCGGAUCCGGGAGGACGCGCAGCGCGGCGACCGCAUACUGCAGGUGCGCGCGAACGACCUCGACGCGGAGGAGAACGGGCGCGUCAGCUACACGAUCGAGCGGGGCGACCGGAUGGAGCAGUUCGCGAUCGAGGAGGACACCGGGUACGUGGCGGUGGCCGGCACGCUCGACCGCGAAUCCAUCUCGAACUACGUGCUGGAGGUGCAGGCGCGCGAUCACGGCGUGCCGACGCUGACCGCGUACGUGCUGGUGAACAUCGAGAUCUCCGACGCGAACGACAAUCCGCCCGUGUUCACGCAGCAGAACUACACCGCCGUCGUGCAGGAGGACAAACAGAUCGGCCACACGCUGCUGAAGUUCGACGUGACGGAUGCGGACACGGCCCCGAACGCGGCACCGUACACGUUCGACUUCCGCUCCGGCAACGAGGGCGGCGCGUUCCGCAUCGAGCAGGACGGCAUACUGCGCACGGCGACGCGGUUCAACAGCAAGAUCCGGGACAGCUACCAGCUGCAGGUGCGCGUGUUUGACAACGGCACGCCGCCGCUGUACUCCGACACGUGGGUGCUGGUGAAGGUGAUAGAGGAGUCGCAGUAUCCGCCGGUCAUCACGCCGCUCGACAUUGCGAUCAACUCGUUCCUGGACGAGUAUCCGGGCGGUGUGAUCGGGAAGGUGUACGCGACGGACCAGGAUCAGUACGAUACGCUUACGUACGGGCUCGCCCCAACGGUCGGUGUGCUGUACUCGCCGACCAACCUGUUCAACAUCUCGCGCAACGAUGGCGUCAUCUACGCCUACCCCCGGCUGGACGUGGGCGACUAUCGCGUCAACGUCACCGUCACGGACGGCAAGUUCGCCGCGUACACGAUCGUGAAGGUCGCGGUCGAGCUGAUCAACGAGGAGAUGCUGGCGAACGCGAUCGUGAUCCGCUUCCUCAAGGUGUCGCCGGAAGCGUUCGUGCUGAGCCACCGCAAGGGCUUCAUCCGCUCGGUGCGCAACGCGAUCGGGUGCAAGAUCAAGGACAUCAUCAUCAUCUCCGUGCAGCCGUCGAACGACGACGACCUGAACCUGAUACAGCACCGCGCCCGGCGCGAACUUUCCCACGGGACGGUGCGCGCGCGGCGCAAUGCGAACCGCGACCUGGACGUGCUGUUUACCGUGCGCAACGGGCAGACGGGCGGGUUCUACGCCGGGCACGAGAUACGGCGCGUGAUCGACGAGAAUCUGGAGGAGAUCGAGGACGCGACCAAGCUCCAAAUCGACGAGGUGGUCAAGUCGAAGUGUUUGCCGAACUACUGCAUCCACGGUGAGUGCGAGGACCGGAUCGUGCUGGACGCGAAGCUGAUCCACCCGGUGUCGACGGACGUGACGAGCUUCGUGUCGGCGCGGCACGCGCACCGCAUGGAGUGCGCCUGCCGGGAGGGGUACGGUGGCGACAAGUGCCAGCACGCGGUGAACGAGUGCUCGAAGGCGCCCUGCCCACCGUACAAGACGUGCGUGCCGGACUCGUCCGACCAGGGCUACCACUGCACGUGCCGGGAAGGGUUCGCCGGGCCGAAGUGCGACCGGGACAUCACGCUGUGCCACGACGAGACGUGCUACGUGCCGCGCAACCCGGUGUCGUUCAGCGGCAAGAGCUACGCGCACUAUCGCAUCGAGAAGGAGAUCGCGCGGAAACACCUGGAGGACCAGCUGGUGCUCGGGCUGCGGCUGCGCACGGUACAGCCGACCGGCAACAUCAUGUACUCGGCGGGCAAGGUGGACUUUAACGUGCUGGAGAUCAUGAACGGGAUGAUCCAGUACCGGUUCGAUCUCGGGUCGGGCGAGGGCCUGGUCAGCGUGUCGAGCAUCUUCGUGUCGGACGGGCUGUGGCACGAGGUGCGGCUCGAGCGGGAAGGCAACAGUGCGAAGCUGUUCGUGGACGGGAAGCACGUGGCCCAGGGCAAUGCGCCGGGCGUGAACGGUGUGCUGAACCUCCAGUCGGACGAUAUCUUUUUCGGCGCGGAAGUGAAGCAGCACCCGACCGUGCUCGGCUUCCAGGACGUGCAGCGCGGCUGUGGGUGCAUGGACGAUAUACGCCUGUCCAAGAUACCGGUGCCGCUGCACAUGAAGGGCGCCAGCUCGGUCGCAAGCCUGCGGCAGUUCGCGAACGUGGAGUUUAGCUGCGACGCGGCGUCGGUGCUGGUGCCGCUGGGCGUUUGCGGCACGCAGCCCUGCUGGAAUGGUGGCACCUGCAAGGACAUCGGGGGCGGCAACUUCGAGUGUUUGUGCCACUCGCGCUUCAAGGGACCGUACUGCAAGGAGGACCAGAACCCGUGCGCCUCCUCGCCCUGCCUGUACGGGGGCAAGUGUGCGAAGGUUGGGUUCGGGAACUACACCUGCGACUGUCCGGCGCGCAUGUCGGGCAAGCGGUGCGACUACGGGCGCUUCUGCACACCGAACCCCUGUCGCAAUGGCGGCGUGUGUGAGGAGGGUGACGAUGGGCCGCUCUGCAUGUGCCACGGGUACUCGGGCACGUUCUGCGAAACCGACAUCGAUGAGUGCGAGCGACAGCCGUGCGGCAGUGGAGCGACGUGCAUCAAUGAGGCGGGCAGCUUCCGCUGCAUCUGCCCGCCGGAGAUGACGGGGGCGAGCUGUGGCGAUCCGCUCAGCUCGAACGCACUGACGAUCGCGUUCAAGAAGGUGUCGUCGGAUCUGUUCUUCCUGGCGGUGGGCAUCGUCGGGCUCGCGCUGGUCAGCGUGGUGGUGUGGGGCGUCACCUGCGCCUGCCGCAAGAAGCGGCGCUCGAGCCGGCACGAGAAGAUCAACAACGAGGCGAACAAGGGCAUCGUGCUGAACCCGGUGUCGGAGGCGUCCGGCUACAAGCGCGGCUCGAAGAUGUCCAACCUGGAGAUACAGCGCGACCAGCGGCCGGUUUCGUACACGCCGAGCAGCAACAACGCGGCCGACCAUCUGUACAACUGCAACGCAAUGCUGCAGUACAACAAUCUCGACACGCUGCGCAGCUACGGUUCGGCGGGCGAUGAGCUGGAGAAUGUGCCGCCCGAGUAUCGCAAAGGGACGGUACCGUGCACGCAGCAGAUGGUGGUCAACCUGAACAGUGGUGGCGGUGGUGGUGGUGGCGGGAACGCAAACACCUCCGACACCGAGUCGCUGCACAAGCAGAAGUGGACGGAACAGAUCCAGCUGCAAACGUUCACCGACAAGAUCAACAACGAUCUGAAGCGGCGCGGACAGGGCGGAUCGCCCGAUCCGCUGCUGCAACAACAGCAGCAGCAACAGCACCACCAGCAGCAGCAACCUCCACAUCCCAGCACCACCCAUCUGCGCGUUUCGCCGAUGCAGCUGAAGCCGGCCCAGAUGGGCGUACUGCCCGGCCGGCUGCUGAACACGCAGCACUCGCCGACGAUGCUGAUGCCACCGCACAGCUUCGAGGACGGGCCGGCGCAUCACGGCAGCACCGCCGCCUACCACUGGGACUGUUCCGAUUGGGUCGGGCGCGGGCACCAUCCGCUGCCGAACAUUACGGAGGUGCCGGGCAGCGAGGUGCCGGACUCGUCCAGCUUCCACAGCAACGAAAGCAAUGAAUCGCACCCGAAAGCUAGUCUUCUUCCGCCGAUUCUAGGACCGGUAGAUUCGACGCGAGACAUCGAAACGCUGAACGAGGAUAACGAGUCGGAGUACGUGGACGACUCGGAGUGUGAUCAGAGUGAGCAGCCGCUUUCGUUGGGCUUCGAGCAGAACUCCUCCAUAUCCUGCCUGAACCCGCUCGACAGUGGCAGUGAAGACUAUAGAUUUAACACAGUGCCUUUAAAAGUUAAUACACCUGAUAGUUAUCUGCGUCACCCGAACAGCUACUUGCCGAAGUAUAACAUACAGAGCGAAACGGAGGGCGAAAAUGUGCCACUGACGGGCCGGAAGCCGCUGAACGGGCUCGAGAUCGGCCGGCACCAGCUGGUCGAGUCGGACGACGACGACGUCGAGUCGUACGGUUUUCCCCAAACGCGCCGGAACCGUCGCGAACCCAGUGAUAUCGAUUUAGUUUUAAAAACUGACGAAGGCAGCUCUCUGCUAAGCCAUUCCCGCACGCUGAACAGCUCCAAUCACUCGAACAGCGAUCUCUCCACCCAGCUGUGCGAGAUCGAUGACUCCGAGUACGAGGAGAGCCACCAUCAGCAGCAGCAGCAGCAGCACCUCCAUCCCCAUCAUCAUCACCAUCACCAGCAUCACCAUCAUCAGCUCCCGCCACCGCAGGCGAACGUGUCGUCCGGUGGUUCGUCCGGUGGUGGCAGUGUCGCUUCGACCAGCGCCGGCAGUACCGGUGCGACCGCCAAACCGAAGCAACAGAAGGUCAAGUGGAGCAACGUCGUCCAGCAGACGGAAGUUUGACAGCGGCAGCUAAUCGAUGACAGCAGCAGCAGCAGCAGCAGCAGCACUCGCCCACAGAUGGCGCUAACAGAUAAGACUUAUUUUACUACUUCUAUUACUACUACUACUAGUACUUUUAGUGCUACCAUCAUGACUACUUUUAAUGCAAUCGUGUGGUGGUGGGGCACGCACCCCCUACAGCAGCCACUAUUCCACGCAAUGGUAGCGCUGGUGCGAUCCCUGCCCUGCCACUCGUGCGCGGCAGCACUGGGGCGGUGCUACUGGUUCCGGAAGUCACUACCAUCACCACAAACCACUACUUCAUUCCAGCGCCACUGGUUCUUUGUGGUGGGAUAAUUUAUUUAAUUUAGUAUACAGCCGCACCCGUGUGCCGCUGGAGCAGCUCUUCUUCCCCGCGGUGCUUGUUUGUCCCUGCUUUGUGUUUGUCGGUGGCAAAUCGUUUCGUCCUAAGAGUAUCGGCCACAGUUGUUCAAGGUUCUUUCCUUUUUUUUAUAACUGCUUAAGUAGUGAGUAAUAAGCGAGGGCUUCACUGUACCAAUCAUCUUCCAUCAAACUGUCGUAUCGGAUGAGGAAAUAUCAUUCAACUGUGCAUUGGCACAGUUGCACACAAACAACACUAUGUCCUCACAUUCUCAGCGUCAGGAAAAAAAAGGAUCGAUUUCAUCAAAUCAUCGCAACUAAGGACUGAACAAUAUUCACUGGAAAUCCACUCUUUUCCUGUUCAAUUAAGUUGAUGGUAAGGAGAGAAGUUUAGUUUAGAUUAACGUGUAUCCACAUUCUUCUCCACAACAUAAAUAGCACGACGACCCUCGAUAAAGUCCGUAAAAUACACACCGCCAUCCAGGGCGAGAUAAUUGCAUGGGGUAGGUUUAACACACACACACACACACACACACACACACCUCGACGCAAACACCUUCCAUUAGGAGAAGAUUCAAUAGAGGAUUACCAGUUCAGUAUUCGGGCGCUACGUUGCGUUUAUCAACCUUGGUGUCUCUGUGUGUGCAUGCUUUCCUGUUAAGCGGCUAGCUUAAUUCAGUUCCUCGCCUUCUUUCGGUUUCUCGUUUCUCGGCGACCUGUUUGCCGACCGGUUUACGGAAAGGGAGGGAGCGAAAUAUGCCGAAUGCCAUUAAUGGAUUUCCGCCUUAAGUGUGUCUCGUUUUUAUCGCAAUCGACGCCUCGGUGGAACUUCACAAUCAACUCAAACGUAACAACUGUUGUCCUACCACUAAUUUGCCUUUAGUUUAGCCUCAUCAUCUAAGCGUUCAGUGUUUUUUUUUUUUUAAUGUUACUUUUGUACCACCCGUCACGAGAUUCCAACGUUGUAACUUAAUAUUCCACACCGGUUAGAUGGCGAGACGGCGGAAACGGCUCCCCCUGCAUCCAAUAGGCUCUGUUGUGCUUUCUUUUUUUCCAAUAGGAUAUAAAGUGCAUUUUUUAUAGCAACGUGGGAACAGCUAGCGUUAGUUUAGAUGAGAGGACAAUAGGAAUUUUUGCAUCCAUUCUUGCCUCUUUUGUUUUACUCAACAUAAUCGCACAUUUUCACAUUAAUUGUUUUUUUUUUUAUAAUAAUUACUAGAAGAACAAUACAUAACCCUAGGUUUGUCGCGAUUUCAUUAAUGUGAGUUCUGUAAGGAAGAGCAUUUUAUGUGGCCGCUCUAUUAUUUAAGGUAACCUGACCCCACCCUCCAAACUUCUACUUCAAAACCCCGGUUUGUGUUGUGAGACGGCGGCGAGGAGAAGCUACUCCCACCCGCCAUGAAUAGCGUUCGAGUUGGACGGUGAAUGAGCUAAAGUAGGAAAUAUUACAAAAAAAAAGAGAAGAAGAAACUAUAACUUAGCAGUCCUUAGGAAGUCCUUAGUAAAAUAUUGAAGAGUAAGAGAAAAAAAUAAUAACGAAAAAAAAACUAAACAAUCGAAGUAAUGCGAAGAAAGAGCGCACCGAAAGAGGAAAAGCGCAGAUGAGCAACUGUAUCAUAUGACACAAACAAAGUAAAAAAAAAACGAACCGACUAAGCAAGGGAGAUAACAAAAAGCCCGCAUACAAGAAUUAGGAUAAAAACGAAUCAUGCGAAUCUUUAUUCUUUACGUUUGGGAACAAAAAAAAACACAACCACGAAACACACGAACGAAGUGGACGGGCCCGUGUUUAGUAGUGUAGCAUCAAUGGGAAACUCUCCACACACACUCACACACUUUUUCUCGCUAGCGGGAAGGGUGGGACAACUAUAUCAAAAGUAUUAGGGUUAAAUCUAGAACAAACAGGAGUAAGCAAACCAGAGACCGGUGCAGCAUGAAAUGAACAACAAAACACUCGUACUAAGGAAUAGCUUGUUGGAGCGUUUGGUGCAAAAGGGGAAAGAAGCGAAGUUAGAAGCGAAGUAACUAGACUAUCACAUUUUAUGGGGAAGAAACGAAAGAAGAAAAAGAGAUGAACUACGCACUUCUUUAUAAAUUCUUUUUUUUUUCGACCGUUUUUAAUAGGCAAAAUCGAUUGAAAUUGAUUCAACAUAGAAGUUUUUAGCACACUAUUAAUUUGUUUGUUUCGAGAUGCAUGCAAUUUUGAACCAUCUAUCACUUUUUACGAACAUUAUUUCGCAAUUAAAUUCAAAAGAAACAAUUCUCUUUAACCUGCAAUAGUUGUUGAAUGGAGAAGCAGAUUAAUAUAUGAAUUAGUCUCAUUUCAUGUCCACGCACCCGGAGAUACAGAAAGAGAUAGAGAUAGAGCAAGAGAGAUCAAACGAAAGGCGUAUUUAUACAGUAGUCGCAGCGCAGUGUGUUCUCCCUGUACUGAUCAAACGAAAACAAAAUGUGCGCACUAAAAAGUUUGAUGCAGCAUGCUGUGCGGAGAGCAUACGUGUGUAUGUAUGGCAGUGAGGAAGUAAAUAAAUUUCUGAGAUAACUAUUUUUAAA